This is a messenger RNA of Contarinia nasturtii (swede midge), 3022 nucleotides long. RefSeq lists its product as uncharacterized. The record is from RefSeq and is a predicted model, not a curated record. NCBI's taxonomy places the organism in Eukaryota, Metazoa, Arthropoda, Insecta, Diptera, Cecidomyiidae. The coding region runs from base 1451 to 3022 and encodes 523 amino acids. The transcript is spliced from 4 exons.
CCAAUACGUUCAAGUUCGACCUCUUUAAAUGAAGCAUCAUUAAGAUUUUGGACAGUUCUCUUGUGGCUUCUAAGAAAGUGAGGUUUCUUUGCAGAACAUAAAGAAAUUUUUUUUUCAAUAUGGCAUCAUUUGGUGAAAAUUCCGGAACUAUUAGGUUCAAAGAAAAAUACCGACGAAAAAGUCAAUAUCAUAGUGAUACUACAAUGCAUUCUUUCGAGAAAUCUACAAAAAUGGAAUUGUCCGUAGAGAAUGGAAGAACCAAAAGUGGCAACCCUCUGAAUGAAACAAAUACUGAUGCAAAUAACGAUCAAUCAAUUUGUAAUUAUUCAUCGACAAUUACUCAACAAUCAAGUAAAGUGGAAAUUAGGAAAACAUCAUACGAAAGCAUCACUUCCAUGCAUUCAGCAAAUAAUCCAAAAGAAGUGCCCCAAAAAUUGUGUAGGGUGAAGGAUUUUGACUUCAUGAACUCCAAACGGGGAAUGAUUGAAAAUAAGAGAGUUCUACAAAACUUAAAUGAAGGUGAACAAUCUAUCAAUAUUCGUUCAAAAAAAAUAUCAACGCUUCAAAAACAAAACGAAGUUUGUUCAACAAAAGCUAAUACGCAGCAAAGUUUUCGAGAAAUGUCUGUUGAAACUUUUGACAAAAUGCUUAUGAGAUCAAAACAUUUCUGCCAAUUAGCAAAGGACCAAACAAAAUUAUUGGAAAAUCAAAAAAAAUUGGAAAAUACAAUGAAAAAGAUUCUGAAUGAGCUACGAUCUGCACGGCGAAAACCAGCAAUUUGCAAUAAAGUAGAAGGAGGAAGUAAUCAAACAACAGCCAUGCAUAAAACUAUUCAAAAGAGGCCUCGAAGUGUUUCGAGUGAAGGUCAUUCAAGCAAAAGAGGAAAGGAUAGUCAUUCAGCAAAGAAAGCCAAAACAAUGAGUGACUCAUUACAAAAUUUAAAUGGAAAAAAUCGAACAUCAUUUAGGCAGAAGAAACAUGACCAUAGCCUGGACUCCAAAACAAAUCGCGAACAUAAUGAUAAACUACACUCAAAAGAACAAACAACACUAAAGCAUAUUCAAUGUAGACGAAAGACUAUUGAUUCAAAAACCAUCGAAAAAGAAUCUAAAAAAAUGAUGAACAACGAAAGUCCUUAAGCAACAGAACACAUUCAAAAGAGGAGUUAAUAUCAAAACAAACUCUAUACAGACGAAACACUAUUGAUUGUAGACUGGCUUUAAAGUCUCUUGGAAAGAACACCAAAACAGCUGAUGAGAUACACCCAAAAGAACAACAAACGUUAAAAUCCAUUACAAGCAGAACUGAUUGUAGUGUGAUCUCACAAACGAUUGAAAAGCAAGCCAAAAAGUUUAAAAAUAUAGAUAAAACGUUGCAUUUCAACAAUCCAGAUACAAAAUAUUGUAAGAUUUGCAAUAAAAGGUAUGCAAAGAUUGUCAUUCAUUACAAAAUGUGUCACAGUGAUGAGGAAAUAGUCGCUUCACGACUUUCAGCACGUAUGGCCGCAGAAAUUCAAAGUCAACGACCACAUUCAAAAAUUGCUAUUUUAAAAAAGGGCCACAAAAAAUUGGUGAAAGCAAAAUGUUUCUUUUGUGAAGAGGAGAAACAAUUUUCAAUAUACUAUUGGCCGAAUCAUUUACAUUCACAUACUGGAGAAUACCGAAAUAAAUGUCGUGUUUGUAGUAUGCUUUUUGCAUGCUCAACCGUACAUUGUGAUAUGAAGACAGCUCGAAUUGAUGAGUUCCGAUUGGAUGAGGAAGAUUUAAAUGCACAUCUAUGUUUGGAUUGUAAUUUUGUUCAAAUCGAUAAAGAAAACAUGAAGAAGCAUUUGGAAAUUCAACAUGAAUAUAACGAAGAUGUUUUAGAAAGUAAAUACAAAGCUAUUACGCUCUUAUCAAUAAAGAAUCAACUGAAACAUUCAUGUGAAGUUUCAUUGAAUUCCUAUUUGGCAUUGAAAACGUUAUCAUGUCAAGCGCGACCAAUUGAAGACAAAAAUAACUUUCGAGGUUGGUGUUUACAAGGAGCUAACGCAAUGAAUAUGGUCAAUAAUGGUCAUCCUUCUCAAAAUAGUUCAGAAAUUAAAUAUUGGAGAUUUGACAAAGCCAUAAAAGAUGAUCCGGCAGAAAGAGAAAAACUAUCGACCAUUAUUCCACAUUUUUUGCAAACUAUGAUCCACAAAUUUAAAGUGAAAGAGUGGAUUGACGAUUAUUGGACGAAACCAGGCAACGAUAAUGGUCUACUUGGGCCAAUUUCACAAUUCGCAUUAUUCAAAUGUAUGCAUUCUCAAUGCCUAUUUUCAACAGGCUGUCAAGAUGAUAUGGCGGAACACAUGAAAUUACAUCUUACAUUAAUUGAUAUUUUACGUUGUGCUAGUUUGUUGGAUAUAAAAGUUCGUGAAGAACAAAUAAAAUUCCGUGAUUGUUGCUACUGCAAUUUGGAAGCAAGUUCAAAUCACGAAUUAUUAGAACAUAUUGUGUCUGAUCUUAGUGAGAGCAUUUACCAAUGCAAGUUUUGCUUUUAUCGUACAGUUGAAGUUGAUAACAUAUUGAUUCAUGAUGAAUCUUAUCAUUCAUCAGAACAACGUGAGGUUUACAUUUGCAGCGAAUCACGCGAUAAAUUAAAAUCAAGAGAAAGCUCAUUGAAUUUUACACUUUUGUACAUUGGUAGUACACUCGAUCAUAGAUCAUAUAAAUUCUUCAAAUUACCAAAUGAGAUUGACUUAAGUUGUAUGGAUCCAUCUUUAUUGGCUUAUAAAGAUCAUGCGAGUCAACAAAAUUCACUUUCAACUGAAAUAGUGCAAUUCACAGGAAAAUUACCUGAAUUGAAACUAAAUUUUAGUGGAACUUCCAAUUUCUUUGUCACAUACGAAGAAUAUUUUCUAUAUGAGUCUAUUGAAGUUGAAUGCAAUUUCCGGACAAGAAAAGAAGAGAAUUUCAUGAAACACAUGCAUAAAAAACAUUCAAAAGCAGCAAUCCAUUACAAAAUUCUCGAACAAAUUUCAGCCAAAACAGUGCCUCAUUGA